AUGGAACGCACAGCUGACAACGCCGCUCCCCUGGAGCAGACCGUCGCUCAGGAAGAGGUGCGUGCGUCGAAACCUCAAGUGAUGGACGAGAACUCGGCUGAAGCGGCCAACAAACAGGAAGCCGCCCAGAGUGUCCAGGACGUCUCUGCGAAUGAUAUUCAAAAGUUCCUUGCUGACCAGUCGCCCGCCAGCGCCAAGAGACUCAUCUUCUCGGCCACCAAGACGACGACGACGCGAACCAUGUCCAAGACCGUCAGCGAGUCUGUGUCUCACAAACAAACCAAGGAGGUUUUCACUGCCGCCAACAUGGCGCACAUGGGUUGGAAAGCGAGCAAGGAGGCGUUCCUGGCGCACAGCUCGUCCUUCGCUUCGCAAAACGACGCAACCGAGACCGAGAUCGCUCGUUUCGUCCCCUCCGUCCAAGUCGUGGACUUGCCGCUCGACUUGGUCUACACCGUCCCCGAGGUGAAGACUCGCAUGGUGAACUACACCUUUGAGUGCCCCGCGCGCGGCUACUCGCGCCUCGUCCCCCGCGCCUUCCCUGUGGACACGCCUUUCAUCGUGCCCCAGUACGAAGACGUGCGCGUUCCGGUCGUCAUGUCGCAAACCUUCGUCCCGGAACUGCAGGAAACGUCCAAGGUUGUUCAGGUUCCAGUCGCGCGCUACGUCCCGAAGCUCGUCCCCGUCGACGUCUUUGUCCCUCGCCCUGUGGCGAUCCCGAUCAAGGCUGGGGAGGUGACGCAAGUGACCAAGAACACGGUCAUCAGCGAGGACCUGAUGCACCAGCUCAGCGUGGAAAUGAACCCGCACCUCCAGGCUCUCAACAAAUUCAAUGCCCAACAGGCCCAGGCCAUGGACAGCUUGGUCAACAAGGCGAACGAACUGGCAACCCAAAUGGACUGUCCGCCCCCGGCUCCGGAGAGGAUCGAGGUGAACGAGAAGGCCUGCGGCGUCAUUCCAGUUGUGGACGAACAAGGCAACAAACAGCUGAAGAUCGAUCUGGGUGGCAAAGACCCGCGCUCCGUGGAGAUGGUCUUCAAGCGCCUCCACGACGACGCAGACACCUCGAAGAGCGUCGAGGAGACUGUUCAGCUGACGGAAGACAUCAUUCUCUGUGUGCAUCGCGAUUUGAACGGCGGCCGCCUAGACACCUUCCCUUCGGGCAACGCGGGGAUCCCGAUGAUCUUCCGCGCUCCCGAUGAGAAGCAAGGCUUCAGUGCGUGCCCAGGCAGCAACGGUCUGCCUGAGCCCGCGCCGCUGCGCAGCCUGACCAACGACAUGUCUCUCGUGAGCGCGUCCGCCGAGGCGCAGAACGACUCUUCGGCCACCACGACUGGCGAGUCGGUGCCUGCCGCCCUCGGUGCCGAGGAGGCGACAACUGCUGUUCCCAUCGCUGCCUAA
Messenger RNA from Neospora caninum, 1401 nucleotides. Its product is annotated as putative articulin 4. The transcript has 5 exons. Lineage: Eukaryota; Apicomplexa; Conoidasida; Eucoccidiorida; Sarcocystidae. The record is from RefSeq and is a predicted model, not a curated record. Bases 1 to 1401 code for a protein of 466 amino acids.